AUGGGAUGUUUCGGACCAUCAAAAACUUCAAGAACAAGAAACCAAGAACGAGACACGACUCGACAACACCCACCUCCACCUCCCCAACCUCAACACCGAACCGUGAGAGCCGAAGAGGUUCUGUUACGGAUUCCGAGAUGCAGAGUCCAUCUCAUCGACGAAUCCGAGGCCGUGGAGCUCGCUUCCGGUGAUUUCAACCUCGUUAAAGUCACAGACAACGGCGUGACUCUCGCGUUGACCGUCAGAAUCGGGCAUGACCUUCAGUGGCCGGUGAUUAGAGACGAGCCCGUGGUGAAACUCGACGCACGUGACUACCUCUUCACGCUUCCGGUUAAAGACGGAGAUCCACUCAGCUAUGGGGUCACUUUUUCAGGAGACGACAGAGACGUAGCCCUUGUGAAUAGCCUGAAGUUGCUCGACGAGUUCUUAAAGGAGAACUCUUGUUUCUCGUAUUCGGGUUCGAGUAAGGUUAACAAUGGAAUUGACUGGAAAGAGUUUGCGCCGAGGAUUGAAGAUUACAACAACGUUGUUGCUAAGGCUAUUGCUGGAGGAACAGGACAUAUAAUUAGAGGAAUCUUCAGUUGUAGUAAUGCUUACACCAACCAGGUUUCAUGCAAAACUUAA
Molecule: messenger RNA, 624 nt
Organism: Thlaspi arvense
Lineage: Eukaryota; Viridiplantae; Streptophyta; Magnoliopsida; Brassicales; Brassicaceae
Source: the annotation of a GenBank genome assembly